GCUGCAUCGCCAAACUAAUCAUAACAGUUUUCUGGAGGGGCCCUUCAUCUUCUCCAUCAUCACCCUCCUCCACCCACAACAACCAAAACACACAAUAAUAAACAGAGAAAGAGGUUAUCCCAUACGAGUUCAUAGUGUUUACAUAGAGAGCCGGAGUGAUACUUAUAUAGUGGAAUAGUAGGGAGAAGACGAGAAUGAAGCCUCUAAUAACUCGUCCCCAUCAGAUCACUCACCAGCCAUCGGGCGCCCGGCUGUCACUGCCGCUGCCGAGCUCGGAAGAGAUCAUAAGCCACGCGGAGAGCACCAGGGACGACUUCACAGCCUGGCUCGACCACCAACCGGACUCGCCCCUGCUCCAGCUCAGCAACGGUCAACAGGGCAUCCUCCGAUCCCAAGAAGAAGGAGAACAAGAACAAGAAGAACAAGAAGAAGGAAAAGAAGAAAAACAAAAUGAGAGACACCAUCAAGAAGCCAGCCUCAUCCUCCUCGCACAUUACCUCCACUUCCUGUCCAUCCAUCCCAACCGGCCUCAUCACAAACAACUCAUCCAGAUCUCCCUCACUUACUUCCACUCCGAGAUCCUCAACAACCGAGCCAUCGAUCUCCACUCGGCUGCCUUCCAACUAACAACCUCCGACCUGGCUCGGCGCUUGGUCAUCAAGGCUUAUUAUCUCGCCCGCAAUGCUAUCCCAGAGCUCCUUCCCAAUUGCCCCUCUCCUCCCGUGGGCAGAUUGUGGAAAGAUGAUCAGCCCAACAAGAAGCUUGCCGGCGUGUUCGGCGGCCAGGGUGUUAAUGAAACCUAUUGGCAGGAACUAGUCAAUUUAUACUCCCUUUACCCGACGAUUCUGCACCCGUUUCUCGAGCUCGCAGAUCGCCACCUCCACUCGCUCUGCUCAUCACCCCAUGCGCAAGCCAGUUCUUUAUACAAACCUCACGGGAUCCAGAUCCUCAAGUGGUUGAAUGAACCAGGAAGCAAACCGCCUACGACAUACUUAGCAAGUUGCGCGCUCUCACUCCCGUUGAUCGGCCUCGUCCAACUAGCCCAUUACAUCGUCCUGGGAGAAGCCCAAGGACUGACGCCGAACGAGAUCUCCUCACAGCUGAAAGGCGGGGUGGCCGGCCAUUCGCAGGGGGUAGUAGUAGCGGCAUUAGUAGCGGGAGAGCUACCAGGGCCUGAGAACAACUGGGCGGAGUUCCAUUGCGGGGCGAUCCAUGCGAUCACGGUGCUCUUCCACAUCGGCUUGCACGCCUCAUUACGCUUCCCUCAGACUUCUUUACCGCCCAAGCUCAUCGGAACCACCGCCGAACACGAGGGCCUCCCGACCCCGAUGUUGGCCGUCACCGGGCUCGCCCUCGAUCAGCUCCAAAAAGCCAUCCAAGCCAUCCAGCCCUAUUUCGCUCCCAACGACGCUAACGUCUCGCUCUUCAAUGGCCCCAAAGCUUUCGUCGUCUCCGGUCAUCCUCGUACGUUGGUUGGCUUGGUCGCCGCGCUUCGGAAUUCUAAAGCUGAACCUGGGCUCGAUCAAUCCAAAAUUCCAUUCAGCAAACGACGACCGGUUUUUUCGAUGCGGUUUCUACCGAUAGGCGUGCCGUACCAUUCGGCGCAUUUAGAAGGCUGCACGGCGCGUCUGAUGGGUCCGGUCGAAGAGGGCGGAGUGGGGGAGGAGGAACGGGCGUGGUGGGCGGCCCAUAAAGCCCGCCUCUCUUGCCCCGUCUUUAACACCGAGAAUGGCGUCGAUAUGCGCGUCGAACACAAAGAUCUGCUGAGCUCUCUCGCUGAUCUCAUCUUUACUUCCCCUAUUCAUUGGACUAAGGCUUGCGCUUUUCCGGAUGAUACUACCCACAUAAUCGACUUUGGGUUGGGUACCUUGUCGGGUAUCGGCUCCUUAGUGGCCCGAAACAUCGAGGGCAAAGGACAUCGACUCGUCUUCGUAGGCUUGCCCGCUUCCGGACAAGGCCACAAAUCCAUGAAUGAAGUCUAUGAUUCAAGGGACAUAAUUAGGGAACAGAAAUGGGCCGAGAAAUAUAAGAUUCGCUUGGUCAAAACCAAGGAUGGUCGGCUUCAAAUCGAUACUCCGUUCUCUAGGUUGUUGAGUAAGCCCCCUUUGAUGGUGGCUGGAAUGACUCCAUGCACUGUCCCGACUGAUUUCAAUGCCGCGGUAAUGAAUGCAGGUUAUCACAUUGAACUAGCUGGAGGUGGACAUUACAAUGCGAAAGCCUUACGCUCGAAAAUCUCAGCGAUUCAAGCCAAGUUACAAAAGCCGGGCCUAGGGUUCACCUUGAAUGCGUUAUACAUCAACCAAAAGCAAUGGGCGUUCCAGUUUCCACUAUGGCUUGAGAUGCGUAAGGAGGGGCUACCGAUGGAAGGCUUUGUAGUGGCGGCAGGAAUCCCAAGUACGGAGAAGGCCAAGGAGAUCAUUGAAGGGUUGAGGGAAGCGGGGAUUAAGCAUGUGAGCUUCAAGCCAGGAUCGGUGGAUGGGAUCCGCCAGGUCAUCAACAUCGCCGCAGCCAACCCGGACUUCCCGGUGAUUUGUCAAUGGACGGGAGGACGAGCAGGGGGACACCAUAGUUGCGAAGACUUCCAUCAACCUAUCCUGGCCACCUACGCCUCGAUCCGAAGCCAAUCCAACUUGAUCUUGGUUGUCGGGUCCGGCUUUGGGAGCGCCGAAGAUGUCUAUCCCUAUCUCACCGGUCAUUGGUCUCGGGACCGGUUCGGGGUAGAAGUUAUGCCCUUCGAUGGGGUCUUGUUCGCUAGUCGAAUGAUGGUCGCUAAGGAGGCCGCUACCAGUCUGUCUGUUAAGGAACUCAUCGUCCAGGCUAAAGGCGUCGACGAUCAAGAGUGGGAAGGCACUUACGAGCGCGAAACUGGUGGGAUCAUUACUGUGACUUCUGAACUCGGUGAACCGAUCCAUAAGAUCGCUACUCGAGGAAUCAAGUUGUGGAAAGAAUUUGACCAGACUGUAUUUGCUCUGCCACGUGAGAAACGUGCGGCGUGGUUAAAGACUCACAAGGAAUAUGUGAUCAAGCGGUUGAAUGCGGACUUCCAGAAACCGUGGUUUGCUGAGAAAGACGGCCACCCUGCCGAGUUGGGCGAGAUGACUUAUCAGGAAACCGUCUCAAGGCUCGUCCGUUUGCUGUUUGUUAAACAUCAGGCUCGGUGGAUCGAUCCUACUUUACGAAACUUAGUUGGAGAUUGGCUUCGACGGAUUGAAGAACGAUUAUCAGUCGUCAAUGGGCCUCCUAAAGUCUCAGAGAUCCAAUCCUACUCUGAACUAGACGAACCAUUCUCGAAGUUGGAAACCUUCUUCACUAGAUAUCCUGAGGCUAGUACUCAGAUCUUAGCCUCUGAAGAUAUCGCUUACUUCUUGGCGUUGUGUCAACGACCUGGCCAGAAACCUGUGCCAUUCAUUCCGGUACUUGAUGCUCAAUUUGGAAUCUGGUUCAAGAAGGAUUCAUUAUGGCAAUCCGAGGAUAUUGAUGCAGUGGUAGACCAAGACCCGCAACGAGUAGCGAUCUUACAAGGACCGGUAGCGGUACGACACUCGAAGACGACGGAGGAGACGGCGGGGCAGAUCUUGGGCGGGAUCGAGGAAGGACUAGUGAGCCGACUGUUGCGGGAUGAGUAUGGGGGCGACGAGAGCUUAGUGCCUGAGCAAGACUAUCUAUGUCGAGAAGAGGGAGGAAUGGAGGCCGAGGAACGGACGGCGAUGUUAGCGGCGGCGCGGAUCAAGUAUCGGAAAGUGACUAGCUCCGAUCGGGUCCUCCAUACUUACGAUAUCCACGGCAUCCUCCCGCCCCCCUCUCAAUGGUUGGCGUGUCUCGUAGGCUCGUCCGUCUCGUGGAUCUCCGCUCUCUUCAACUCCAUCUCCUUCCUCCAGGGCAACGCGAUCGUCGAUAAUCAUCUCGACACUAUCCUCCUCAAACCUCGGCUCCAUCAGCGCGUUCAAAUCGUCACUGGGAUCAACGGGAAACCGCUUAAUGUUAAGGUCUUCGCUGCUCACUUACUCUCAUAGUUUAUCAGUAUAUCAAUCACUUGUUUCACAGAAUUUUCUUCCGUCAUUCUUUUCUUCUUUUUCUUUCUUUUUCUUUGGCUGUCAUUUCUUAUCUUUUUCAUACUUGAUGUAUUACACUAUAUUACAUUCUUCUUCCUCUCUAAUAUUCAUAUAUAUAUUGCUCUUAUUUACAAACAAUUAUUGAUUUUUUUUCUUGUUUUGUACCACUUUCAACACUACCUCCUGGAUAUGGAGUAAAAAAAACUGGAUAUUCAGUGUUUUUUUUUAAGAAAAAAAUGGUGUGAAGAGGUGAACAAAAAAAAUAUAAACAUACUACAUAUCCA
Messenger RNA from Puccinia graminis f. sp. tritici CRL 75-36-700-3, 4336 nucleotides. RefSeq names its product fatty acid synthase subunit beta. Gene Ontology annotation, cellular component: fatty acid synthase complex. The coding region runs from base 195 to 4013 and encodes 1272 amino acids. The record is from RefSeq and is a predicted model, not a curated record. Lineage: Eukaryota; Fungi; Basidiomycota; Pucciniomycetes; Pucciniales; Pucciniaceae. Gene Ontology annotation, biological process: long-chain fatty acid biosynthetic process. Gene Ontology annotation, molecular function: fatty acid synthase activity; enoyl-[acyl-carrier-protein] reductase (NADH) activity. The transcript is spliced from 10 exons.